AGGGAGUUGUUGGUGUGACUCUUCUGGCGGGUGAUAAGGAAAGCAUUAAAUGGCUGGUAUUAUAUAAGACAAUUUCACCUUUUUUAUGGGGAUUUAUAAUAUGUUUAAUAAAUGAACAAUUAUGUGAAGAAGUGGGGACAACAAUCACUUUAAUUAUCAAAUGCCUGAUUGAUCACAGAAGCGCUCCAACAAUGAAACCUGCCCUUGACACAUUUAAGCAGCUUGUGACUAACGAUCGACUACAGUUCACCGCCUGCAAUCUGUUCAACUUGAGAUAUUCAAUGCUCCUUGGCACCGUGCUCAAUGUGAUUACUUACAGCGUUAUAAUGAUUCAAAUGUUUUUAAAUUAA
Molecule: messenger RNA, 350 nt
Organism: Arctia plantaginis
Lineage: Eukaryota; Metazoa; Arthropoda; Insecta; Lepidoptera; Erebidae
Source: the annotation of a GenBank genome assembly